GUCCUGUUUCUCUGAGAUCAUCAAUCCUUCUCUAAUUCCUCUCAGAAUAUUUCCCUUUGAUAUCCAUCCAAUGUACACGAAUUGCAAAAACAGACAUGCCUCAAUACUUCAGCUAUAUUCCGUGCUGUUCUUGUUGCUAGAAACAAACUUUGUGGUCCUUACACGUGCCGGUAAACCUCCUUACGUGCCGACCGAGAAGGUAACACUGAACUGCGACUCUUCAGCAGGAGAUAUAUCAUCUGAUGUCCAGAGAAAAAGCCUCAGCUUUGCAGUCAAAGCCAAUAGAGAUGCCUCCCAGGAUCCCGGUACCCCGAAGGAUCCCAAGUCAUCCGCUUGUAUUUACCUCACACCGAUGACCCACCCGUUUUCUGUCUCUCCCGGCCCCAACUUCAUUCGACUUCAUUUUUAUCCAGCCCCCUAUCCCGGUUUAGACAUAUUUGACGCAUUGUUCUCUGUCAGCGUGGGGCCAUACACAUUGUUGCGAACCUCCCAAUCCUCCUAUACGAGUAAUCCUUCAGAUAUAGAGCAUGUGAUUCGAGAAUUCAUUGUGGAGGUGGAUUGCCACGUUCUGAACAUAACAUUUACCCCCUCACCUGAUCAUUCCAAUGCCUAUGCAUUUGUGAACAAGAUUGAGGUCAUGUCGAUGCCUCGAAACCUGUACAUCCGAGAUGUUCGACUUCCACUUAUAGGAAAUCCAUCCCAAUUCUAUGCCUACAAUCGUACAGCACUCGAAACAAUGUACAGGGUUAACAUAGGCGGGCAACCCAUCCCCCCUGAACAUGACACCGGCAUGUUGCGUUCGUGGUCAGGAGAUGAAGGUUUUCUUAUGCCUUCUAGAGCCUCCAUGGCUAUUCACUCAUCCAAGGUCAAAAUAAGUUACAGCCCGGAGGUGCCUGAUUACACUGCACCAGUGACGGUCUACUCCACGGCUAGAACAUUGAUUCCCUACGGUAGUACUACUCCUCAAGGGGAUUUGAGCUGGUCAUUCCCUGUAAGUUCUGGGUUCUGCUACCUCGUCAGGUUUCACUUUUGCGAGAUCACAAGAGGAAUCAUUCAAAAUGAAAGGGUUUUCCAAGUCUAUUUUAAUAAGGCUACUGCAGAAAAUCAAGCAGAUAUCAUGAAGUGGAGCGGUAUGCCAGGACGGCCUGUUUAUAGAGACUAUAUUAUCAAUUCUUCUUUUACUUCAACCUCAUUGAGGGAUACGCCAGAAACAGGAUUAGAGUAUCUGGAGAUCACAAUACAUAGUAAUGCAUCGCCUAGAUUUUACGAUCAGGGAAUCUUGAAUGGGCUGGAAAUUUUCAAAUUACCAGACUCUACUGGUAACUUUGCAGGCCUCUAUCCAUUUGGUUCCAAUACUUCUCAGAGCUCGCUUCACAACAAUCAGACAAUUUUCCGGAUUGUCCUGUUUAUUGUAUGUGGGAUCCCAGCAUUGAUUUCUCUGUGUUUCUGUAUACUUUACAUACCUUCGGGGUGGUUUAGCUUUUUCUCCCGAUUCCGAAAUCAAAGCCCAAAGCCAUGCAGGCCACACUGGGAGAAUGUCAUCUCACUGACAAAGAUCAAGUCGGCAACCAACAACUUCUCCGAUGCUGUUCUCAUUGGAACCGGCGGAUUUGGGAAGGUCUAUAGGGGAUGGUUAGAUGGAGAAGCCAGGGCAGUUGCUAUAAAGCGUGCAGAUUCCUCUUCGCACCAGGGUUUACAUGAGUUUCAAACCGAAAUCUCCUUGCUAUCAAACCUUCGCCAUCACCACCUCGUCUCUCUCAUUGGGUACUGUUUUGAGAAAAAAGAGAUGAUACUCAUCUAUAACUUUAUGGCUCGAGGGACCUUGCGAGAACAUUUGUACAAGACCAAAAAUCCUCCACUUCCAUGGAAGAAAAGACUCAAAAUUUGCAUCGGUGCAGCACGCGGGUUGCACUACCUGCACACAGGUUCAAAGCAGAUUGUCAUCCACCGUGAUGUAAAGAGCAGCAACAUACUGUUGGACAAGAGAUGGGAGGCUAAGGUAUCCGACUUUGGAUUAUCUAAACUUGGGCCUGAUGCAAUGAACCAAUGCGACAUGCAUGUUAGCACCAAAGUAAAAGGAAGCAUAGGAUAUCUUGACCCCGAAUAUUAUCGCUGUCUCAAACUUACAGCUAAGUCUGAUGUGUACUCAUUCGGAGUGGUGUUGUUUGAAGUUCUCUGCGCCAAACCUGCAAUAGUACCUGCACAUGGGAAUGAGGAUGGACCGCAGAGUCUGGCUGAAUGGGCCUUAAAAUGUUAUCAUUCAGGUAUACUUGGUCAGAUCAUGGAUCCAUAUCUACAAGGAAAGAUCGACCCUAGAUGUUUCAAGACAUUCACUGAUGUAGCAGUAAAGUGUUUGGCAGAAACAGGAAGAGAGAGACCAUCAAUGGGAGAUGUUUUAUGGAAUCUAGAGCUAGCUUUGCAGCAGCAGAGCAGGGCGGACGGAGAAAAGCUCUGUGGUCCAGCAAAUAAGGUACUGGCCGGCGAUUCGUCGAUAUUAGCAGCUCAUCAAUUAUAUAACUCCGAUAAGAAUAUCGGGGCAGAAUUUUCUGAAAUUAUCCAUCCAUCUGCUCGAUGAAGGAUCAAUAAGCGAAGCCAGAGAGGUUAUUGUCUGUGUAGCUAUAUCUUUAUGUUCACUGCUGCUCCUUGUAAAACUUAAAUUCAAGUAGAUCCCGUUGUGUAAUUGCUGUAUGGGUCUUCUUCUUCACUUUCGGAUCAAUCUUUGCUCAUCACUCUCCAGAAAUGAAAAAAGUAUAGGCAACUGGCAA
Molecule: messenger RNA, 2765 nt
Organism: Syzygium oleosum
Lineage: Eukaryota; Viridiplantae; Streptophyta; Magnoliopsida; Myrtales; Myrtaceae
Product: receptor-like protein kinase FERONIA
Exons: 1
Coding region: 71-2575 (834 amino acids)
Biological process (GO): protein autophosphorylation
Cellular component (GO): plasma membrane; plasmodesma
Molecular function (GO): transmembrane receptor protein tyrosine kinase activity; ATP binding
Source: RefSeq, a predicted model, not a curated record